UGUGUGUGUGUGCCGACAACAACAAACGGAACAGCUGUAACAGGAACACGACGGGGUGAAUUUCUCGAAUAUUCUCACACAUCCGUCCACUGACCCGCCACGGGCCGCCCUGGCCGGGCCGGGCCGAGGUCCUGUCCUGCCGCGGCCCCCUGAGGACGCCCUGGGUCGGGAUGCCCGCCACGGGCCGCGGUCCUGUAGGUGUCGCGGGCGCUGCGUCGCCCCGGUCCUCAGGUAUUGCGUCGGAGUGUAAAAAUAUCCGUCCCUUCACGCGUGCUUUCCUCAUCAAUGGCUCAUUAACACCUUCUUAUCGCGCCGCGCUGAGCCGCUAAUUACAGGUGGCGCCCUCAGUCUCAUAGACACCAAAAGCUGCUCAAAAUUACAAGGCGUCGCCGGGGCCACAAUGGCACAACAGCGGCCUGGAAGGGCCUUAUAAGCCCGCCGGCAGCGACAGGUCUCCAUCCGCAGCCAGGCAGCGCCCCACACGGCUCCUCCAGCACAGCAGCCAUGCACCAGGCGAGGAUCACCCUGCGGCGGGGCGUCGCGCUGCUGCUGCCGCUGUGCUCGGCGAGCCUCCUCGCCGCCACGCCGAACCUCGCCGCCACCGGUCAGGCCGCCUUCGUGGGCCGCCAGGGCGCCCUGCAGCAGGACCUGGAGCAGCAACAGCAACAGCAGCAGCAGCAGGUGUCGCCGCUGGUGGUGCCGCAGUGGUGGUGGCUCAGCUCCAUGCUGUCCCUGCCCCAUGGCCACCACGGCCACGCCACCACCACUGCCGCCGCCCUUGCCUCCAGGAAGGGCGCCGCCGACACCGAGGAAGUGGGCGAGGGCGACGCGUCUACGCUGUCCCUGGUGCUGCCCCUGGACGACCUGGCCGCCGGGGACGAGUCUGUGGGGCGCGUGGGCAAGCGCGGCGCAGGGUGCCGCGGGGGCGGCAAGGCGGCGUGCCGGCGUGGGGCGGUGUCCACCGUGUCGAGCUCCGAGGUGCGCGAUAACUGGGACGCCGACUACCUGUCCAUCCCGCAGCAGCUGGUGACCUUUUCGCAGCAGCAGAAGGAGGACGAGGUGUGCAAGGGCCUGUCGGUGCAGCUGUUUGCCGUGGACCUGCGCGAGCACAACCUGGAGCCCAUGUGGGUGCGCGAGACGGUGUACCUGGGCGUGUGCCCCUCCAUGCUGCAGGAGCGGCGCCUGGGCGAGCACGUGUGGCCGUCCAGCGUGGUGGAGGUCAAGUGUCUGUGCCAGCGGGCGUCCUGCUCCAAGAAGGGCGGGGACUUCCGGUGCCAGGCCGUGCGGCGGACCGUCCAGACGUGGGUGCGGCACGGCAGCCAGACCUUCGUGCCCAGCCAGGAGACCGUGUCCGUGGGCUGCGUGUGUGUGCAGCGCACCGGCACCGAGGCCAAUCACGUUAGCCUGCGGGAGCGCUAGGCGGCACGGCGGACAGGAGGCGAGCCUUGGGGGGGCGGCCGUCACCCAGGGCGUCGCAGCCGUCUUCACUCCGCGGCGCAGCUCCCGGCGCGGCGCCGGCAACAGGCUGGAACCGAGACGCCGCGCCGCCAGCCCACGGUGAGGCCUCGCGACACACGGCUAAGGCUGCGGCACCGGGGGUCUGUGUGCUCAGCCGGGCACCUUCACCCAGGGGCCUCCGCCGCCCCCCUCAGCGCCAGGAGCUGCCCGUCACCCGUGUGUUGACCUAAUCACAAUAAAGAUGACAACCA
Messenger RNA from Eriocheir sinensis (Chinese mitten crab), 1709 nucleotides. RefSeq lists its product as uncharacterized. The record is from RefSeq and is a predicted model, not a curated record. The transcript has a single exon. The coding region runs from base 505 to 1419 and encodes 304 amino acids. NCBI's taxonomy places the organism in Eukaryota, Metazoa, Arthropoda, Malacostraca, Decapoda, Varunidae.